Penicillium manginii is the source of this 930-nucleotide messenger RNA. RefSeq lists its product as uncharacterized. The record is from RefSeq and is a predicted model, not a curated record. The coding region runs from base 1 to 930 and encodes 309 amino acids. NCBI's taxonomy places the organism in Eukaryota, Fungi, Ascomycota, Eurotiomycetes, Eurotiales, Aspergillaceae. The transcript has a single exon.
AUGCAGCCCUUUCGAUACACGCUUUCCGAUAAUGAUACCGUGGCAGGUGUACACUCUGUUCCACUACCUUCGACUUCCACUCUCGCCUACCGCCCUCUGAUCGUCGGCAUGCAUGGAGGAUCCUAUGAUCACCAGUAUUUUGAUGCCACCCCACAACUCUCUGCCUCCAUGGCGAGUGCUGCCUUUGGCGUUCCCUUUGUAUCUAUAGAUCGUCCUUCCUAUGGGCAAACAAGUUCUAUCUUGCCUAUUCCUGAGGGGACCGACUUCUUCGAACAGACUGCUAUCUCGCUCCACCAAAAGAUACUCCCUGAACUUUGGCGGAAGAUCGGGUCGCCAAACCACUGCAAUUGCAUUGUCCUAUUAUGUCAUAGCUUAGGAGUGAUUCCAGGCAUUAUCACGGCAGCUCUGCAUGCACAGGAUAAGACACCACUAUACCCUCUUGGCGGUUUAAUUGCAAGUGGCAUGGGCGAUAAGCAGUCUUCAUCCAUGAAAGGUGGUGAUCCUCCUUUCAUUCCCGUCGAUGAGAAUUAUGUGAUUUUCCCUCCGGAGGUAAAAGACAAAACCAUGUUCAAGCCCGCGACUUUUGACCCUGAUAUUCUGGGACACAGUGAGCGCCUCAAUGUGGCUUUCCCCAUCUCAGAAGCAACACAGUUCGCUGCUGCUUGGCUCCCAAUCUGGAAACAGAAGUGGGCAGCGCACGUUUCAGCGCCUGUGAUGUUUUCACUUGUGGAGAAUGACCCAUUUUUUGUUUCUACCGACGAGGAAAUUGGAACAUGCGUCAAGGCAUUCAAAAGCAGUGUGCGUGUUGAUGGGAGUUUGCUUAGAGGCGCGCCUCAUUGUGUGGAGCUUAGCCAUUGGUCGCAAGGUUGGUACGCUCGAUGUUUUGGGUUCGCCAUGGAAUGUGCUGCCAGUUUCGCUAGCUCUACCUAA